This is a messenger RNA of Urocitellus parryii (Arctic ground squirrel), 1910 nucleotides long. The record is from RefSeq and is a predicted model, not a curated record. NCBI's taxonomy places the organism in Eukaryota, Metazoa, Chordata, Mammalia, Rodentia, Sciuridae.
CUCCGCCCCCUCCCCCUUUCCGCGCCUCCGCCGCGCGCUCGCGAGCUCAGGUAGCGGGCGCGCGGGAGCCUCCCCAGGGGCGCGCGGCCGGCUGCAGUACCCCCCAAGCCACCCCCACUCCCGCUGGCUCUGGGGAUCCUGGGGAGGGAGCGCGCGGGCGGCAGGCGGGGGGCGCUGGAGCCGGGUCCUGCCGCCGCCGCUGCCGCCGCCGCCGCCGCCGCCGCCGAGGCUUCCGUCUUGCUCGCUCGCGCAGCGGCGGCAGCAGAGGUCGCGCACAGAUGCGGGUUAGACUGGCGGGGGGAGGAGGCGGAGGAGGGAAGGAAGCUGCAUGCAUGAGACCCACAGACUCUUGCAAGCUGGAUGCCCUCUGUGGAUGAAAGAUGUAUCAUGGAAUGAACCCGAGCAAUGGAGAUGGAUUUCUAGAGCAGCAGCAGCAGCAGCAGCAGCCUCAGUCCCCCCAGAGACUCUUGGCAGUGAUCCUGUGGUUUCAGCUGGCGCUGUGCUUUGGCCCUGCACAGCUCACGGGUGGGUUCGAUGACCUUCAUGUGUGUGCUGACCCAGGAGUCCCAGAGAAUGGCUUCAGGACUCCCAGCGGAGGGGUUUUCUUUGAAAGCUCUGUAACCCGAUUUCACUGCCAAGACGGAUUCAAGCUGAAGGGCUCUACAAAGAGACUGUGUAUGAAACAUCUUAACGGAACCCUGGGCUGGAUCCCAAGUGAUAGACCCAUCUGUGUGCAAGAAGAUUGCCGUAUCCCUCAAAUUGAAGAUGCUGAGAUCCAUAACAAGACGUAUAGACAUGGAGAUAAGUUAAUCAUCACCUGUCAUGAAGGAUUCAAGAUCCGCUAUCCCGACCUCUACAACAUGGUUUCAUUAUGUCGUGAUGAUGGAACGUGGGAUAACCUGCCCAUCUGUCAAGGCUGUCUGAGACCUCUAGCCUCUUCUAAUGGCUACGUGAACAUCUCUGAGUUCCAGACCUCCUUCCCAGUGGGGACUGUCAUCGCCUAUCGCUGCUUCCCUGGAUUUAAACUCGAGGGGUCUGAGUAUCUCGARUGCUUGCACAACCUUAUCUGGUCAUCCAGCCCACCCCGGUGCCUUGCUCUGGAAGCCCAAGUUUGUCCACUACCUCCAAUGGUGAGUCACGGAGAUUUCAUCUGCCACCCGCGGCCUUGUGAGCGCUACAACCAUGGAACCGUGGUGGAGUUUUACUGCGAUCCUGGCUACAGCCUCACCAGUGACUACAAGUACAUCACCUGCCAGUACGGAGAGUGGUUCCCUUCCUAUCAAGUCUACUGCAUCAAAUCAGAGCAAACAUGGCCCAGCACCCACGAGACCCUCCUGACCACAUGGAAGAUCGUGGCAUUCACGGCAACCAGUGUGCUGCUGGUGCUGCUGCUUGUCAUCUUGGCCAGGAUGUUCCAGACCAAGUUCAAGGCCCACUUCCCCCCCAGGGGGCCUCCCAGGAGUUCCAGCAGUGACCCUGACUUCGUGGUAGUGGAUGGUGUGCCCGUCAUGCUCCCGUCCUAUGAUGAGGCUGUGAGUGGUGGCUUGAGUGCCUUAGGCCCCGGGUAUCUGGCCUCAGUGGGCCAGGGAUGCCCUAUACCUGUGGACGACCAGAGCCCCCCAGCAUAUCCUGGCUCUGGGGACACGGAUACAGGACCAGGAGAGUCAGAAACCUGUGACAGCACAUCGGGCUCUUCCGAGCUGCUCCAGAGUCUAUAUUCACCUCCCGUGUGCCAAGGGGGCACCCGCCCCACCUCAGACAACCCUGACUCAAUUACUAGCACGGCGGGGGAGGUGGCAUCCACCAGCCCGGGCAUCGACAUUGCAGAUGAGAUUCCUCUAAUGGAAGAAGAUCCCUAACUGGGUGAACGCCUCAAAAUUCCACUGCCCCUUGGGGAAAGGAAUCUUCAG